Molecule: messenger RNA, 993 nt
Organism: Schistosoma haematobium
Lineage: Eukaryota; Metazoa; Platyhelminthes; Trematoda; Strigeidida; Schistosomatidae
Exons: 7
Coding region: 1-993 (330 amino acids)
Biological process (GO): proteolysis
Molecular function (GO): metalloendopeptidase activity
Source: RefSeq, a predicted model, not a curated record
AUGUUUGACGGAAUGAAGCGCAAAUUGACUGAAUUAUUCUCUCAAGGAUCGUGGAGGAGUGAAGAUGACAAACAAAAAGCUAUUUCAACGUUUCAGAAUAAAUUUUCUGCAGACAACUAUCUUAUAAAUGCAUACUACUCGAUGAAAGCUAAAUUUCUAACAUCAUUGAAGGCCACUUCGCGCAGAUACGAAAUACCUAGUUUCUUCAAUUUCCAACCGCACAUAUUUGACAAAAAUCUUACCGUGGUUAUGACAUCCGGAUUAUUACAUCCACCGUUUCUAAAUACAUCACAAAUAAUGCCGGAAAAGUAUGGAAUUCUUGGUUGGCUUCUUGGUCGUCAGAUUAUGUCUGCAGUUUUCAGAAAUGAACACGUACAAAAUCAAUCAGAAUAUCAGUCAAAGUGUUCACCAUAUGCUUCUACACCGUUAAGAACUCAACUAUGUUGUUUAUCAGAACAAAUCAACUCUGAAAGACUUCAGAAAGAAAAUUUGGAACAAUUGUCAGCUGGUAUAAAUGGUCUUAUGUUAUCGUUCGAAACAUACAAGAGAAGUUUAACUGGAAAACGUGAAAGCUUAAAUGAAAAGAAGUUGUUUUUCUCAGCAUUUGCGAAACAAGAGAGAAAUAAACGUCUAUGGUCUAUUUGGUUACAAGCAUACAAAGUACGUUUAAAAAUAGAUUUCGAAGGGAAUCAUGAUAAUACCAAAACACAAUUCUCUGAACGUUUAAAUUUAAUGCAGUCUGUAAAUCCUCGAGUAGUUCUACGUAAUUAUCUUGCCGAAGAAGCUAUUAAAUCAGCUGAUAAAGGAGAUUAUACAGUUGCACAACAAUUAUUCAACUCAUUGACCACACCUUUUAAAAAUCCUGAUAUGUCUUUGAAUAACGAGGUAAGCAGUAAAAAUGCCAAUUUACGUUUACUUGUUUUUAAUCGAAUUUUUCAUCCAUUCAUCAAAAUACCAUUGAUUUCAAUUGAUCAAGGUGAAAACCAAUGUUAA